This is a messenger RNA of Ochotona curzoniae (black-lipped pika), 690 nucleotides long. It is a transcript of the gene CSF2, whose product is annotated as colony stimulating factor 2. Gene Ontology annotation, cellular component: extracellular region. The record is from RefSeq and is a predicted model, not a curated record. The transcript is spliced from 4 exons. Lineage: Eukaryota; Metazoa; Chordata; Mammalia; Lagomorpha; Ochotonidae. Gene Ontology annotation, biological process: immune response; myeloid cell differentiation. Bases 27 to 461 code for a protein of 144 amino acids. Gene Ontology annotation, molecular function: cytokine activity; growth factor activity; granulocyte macrophage colony-stimulating factor receptor binding.
AGAGAAAGGCUAAAGUCCUCAGGAGGAUGUGGUUGCAGAGCCUGCUUUUCCUGGGCACUGUGGUCUGCAGCAUGUCGGCCCCCACCUCCCAGUCCAAGAACGUCACCUCACCCUGGAAGCAUGUGAAUGCCAUCAAAGAGGCUCGGAGUAUCCUGAACCACUGCAACGACUCUGCUGCCAUACCGAAUGCAAUGAUAGAAGUCGUCGCUGCAAAGUUCAACCCCCAGGAACCAACUUGCCUGCAGACCCGCAUGGAAUUGUACAGACGGGGCCUGAGGGGCUGCCUGAAGCGGCUCUCGGACCCUCUGACCAUGAUAGCCAGUUACUACAAGCAGAACUGCACCCCUACUCUGGAAACUUCCUGUGCGACCCAGUUUAUCAACUUCAAAAGUUUCAAAGAGGACCUGAAGGACUUUCUGUUUGUCAUCCCCUACGACUGCUGGGAGCCGGUCCAGAAGUGAGCAGCUCAGACCAAUCCGGCCAGCCCCGGAGGCUGACCUCACAGACUGCGGCUCUCCAACCCCAAGGAGCUAAGAACUUCAUCCUGGAGGGACGAAGGGGUUAAUCACAGCCACUGUGAGGGUGGCAUGGACCUGCCAAGGGCCACACUGACCAAGUUUUGGACCUUGUAGAAGAAGCGGGUAUUUUUUAUAUUGUCUGGGAUCUAUAAUAAUUAUUUAUAUAUUUAUG